Molecule: messenger RNA, 474 nt
Organism: Paramuricea clavata
Lineage: Eukaryota; Metazoa; Cnidaria; Anthozoa; Malacalcyonacea; Plexauridae
Source: the annotation of a GenBank genome assembly
AUGAGAUCUUUCAAAGCAUUCUUCAAAGACUUUGAACAACUCUCCUUUGUAUUUGGCGUAGUGACUGGCGUCGUCGCCUCACCCAUUUUGCGAGCUAUUGUUUACGCUGUUGUCAGGUAAGACAUUCAUUGUUGUUCGACUCCAUCCAUCCUCACACCCAAUCAAUAAUUAAUCGCCAAUUUAUUUCCAUGACAUAACCUUCACUAAAGCCUAACCUGUUUAUUUCCAAACCAUAGGCUGUGCAUUCUUUGCAACGGAAAGAAGAUCCGCAAAGAUCGAAGCGAGCUCCGUGCAAGCACUGAAAGCCAGCCUUCUUCUGGCUCAGUGGUCAUUGAAAUGGAGCCACAGCUGCAAGAAUGUCCUGAGGCAUCGAAGGACGAUGGCGCUGACAGUCAGCCGAUAGAUCAGCCACAGGAAGACAAACAGUCAGAACUCCCUGGAGCAGACUGUGCUUUCGAGAGUAUUUCAAAGUGA